AUGGUUUCUCCCUGUGCUGUCCACUCUCGUUUCAAUCAUUUCACCGGGAUUUUUGCUGUCUUACGAAAUGAGCCAAGCACCUCGAAAUCGCAACUGCCGGUCGCCGUGCGACGAUUUCAUCAAGUUUUCGGCUCAGCCUCGGGGAUCCCAUCCCAUCCAUCCCAUCCAUCCCAUCGAUCCGGUCACCGUCUCCUCCUGAUCACCCCAUCGCCAGUUCUCGGCCACUCAUCCAUCCGUUUCAUCCAAUCUCCCCAGGCCACCGUACUCAUCGAUAUGCGUACCCGUGCACCCGUGUUCGACAUUUAUUGUGGCGGCUCGCUUUUAGCGGCUGUGCAAAAUUCGAAGAUUUUCAUCGAUUGCAAGCAUUUCGUCGACAUGCCGCUCAAACUGGAUCCAGAAGUGACGCUGGCCGCGUGGAAUAUUUUGGAAUCACAGGGGGAAAUCUCGGAUGAACAAGUGAAAAGCUUUGUUGAGGCACACUUUGAUGAGCCUGGCUGCGAGUUGGAGGAGGUGGCACCUGUCGAUUUCCAUCCCGACACAAAAGCUUAUGAUGUAAUUCACGAUGAGAGCUAUCGGGAAUGGGCGCAAGUGUUGCAUAAAAAGUGGCCAACACUAACGCGACGAGUCAAGGAUUUAGUGCACGGGGACCCAUCAAGGUAUUCCCUAAUCGCCCUUCCACACCCAUUCAUCGUGCCUGGCGGACGUUUUCGUGAGCUCUACUACUGGGACUCGUUCUUUACGAUCAAGGGUCUCAUCGCGUCGCAAAUGUUUGAAACAGUUCGCGGAAUGAUUCACAACAUGCAAUUCCUCAUUGAACAAUAUGGUUUUGUGCCGAAUGGAAAUCGGAUCUAUUACCUAAAUCGAUCACAACCGCCGGUGCUCGCCUGGUGUGUGCACGCGUACUACAAGGCGACAAAAGAUACCGAAUUUAUCGCCCAGCUUUUACCAACGCUGAGAAAAGAGAUGGCUUUCUUCGAGAACAAUCGUGUUUACAAAGAGGAGCACUGGAUUGGAUCCCUUUAUCGAUAUGUGGUGUCAGCUGAUGGUCCUCGACCGGAAUCUUAUCGAGAGGACGUUGAAUCAGCGCAUCAUUUGUGUGAAGAAUCCGAGAAGCGUCGCCUUUGGGGUGACAUCGCAGCGGCAGCGGAGAGUGGACGGGAUUUCUCGGCUCGAUGGUUUGAAUCGAGUGGGCCACAUGCGGGGAAAAUGAGCGGCACAAGAACAAGCCAGUUAAUCCCGGUGGAGCUGAAUGCGAUCAUUUAUGCAAACUAUCGAAUGAUGGGUGAGUUGUGCGACUCGACUGGGGAUAUUGAUGGGGCAAAGAGGUGCGCUCAUCUCGCCGAUCGUCUAAAACAAGCAAUCAAACAGAUUUUGUGGAACGAAGAGCUCGGGUGUUGGUUCGAUUUCGAUCUCGUCUCUCGGGAGCAAACGAAACAAUUUAACGACACGAAUCUCUUCCCGAUGUUCGCCGAAUGUGUGCAUGAGGGCUUUGACGGAGCUCGUUUAUGCGAGUAUUUGAAAAAGAGUGGAGCGUUGGGAUAUCCGGGUGGUCUUCCGUCGUCGAUGGUUGCCAGCGGGCAACAAUGGGAUUUCCCUAAUGCGUGGGCACCGACCACAUGGAUUGCCAUACAGGGUCUUCGCGCGUGUCAGCAACACGAAAUGGCGCACAAUAUCGCUGAGAAAUGGAUUCGCAAGAAUUUUAACAUGUGGCGAAGCUCGGGUGGGAAAAUGUUCGAAAAGUACAACGUCGUUUCCCCGUGCUACAAGGUGGGCGCUGGCGGCGGUGAGUACGAUGUGCAAGAGGGUUUCGGCUGGACGAACGGAGUCGUUUUGGAUUUGCUUACCACGUACGGGGAUUCCCUUCAAUGGGUACCCGGUGAUGAGUGUGAAUGCUGUCAAGGACAUAUUGCGCCAUGUGCCGCCGAGAAGAGACCUCUU
Molecule: messenger RNA, 1938 nt
Organism: Mesorhabditis belari
Lineage: Eukaryota; Metazoa; Nematoda; Chromadorea; Rhabditida; Rhabditidae
Source: the annotation of a GenBank genome assembly